CAACACGUAAAAAAGAAAAGAAAAGAAAAAAAAAAUUCUCUCGAGACUUCUCGUCCCUCUCUCCCCCCUCUCAUAUUGAUUUGCCUCUUUAACAGUCACACACACUCAAAUUAAAAUCUGAAGCAAAAAAAAGCACACAAGCAAUAAUAAUCUAACUCAACUUCGUUUCUAAAACAUAAAAACCCCAAAAGCUUUCUUUGUUUUUUCUUUUGUUUUCAAUUUCAUACAAUGUCAGGCUCCGGUGGUGUUUCAAUUGCUCGAAACCGUGGAGAGAAUCGGUUCUAUGUUUCACCCGGGAUCCGAAAACAACAACAAUUACAGCAACUGAAGCAGCAGCAGCAGCAGAAGCCAUCGAUCUCGAAGAAUUCAACAGUGGAGAUUGAGAAGAGGAAGGAAUCCGAUCAAUGCGGGUCAAAUUGUUCUGUCUCAGGCCGGGUUGGGCCCGAGAGUAACUCAACGAAUUUGGAUCGAUUCUUGGAGUAUACUACUCCAGUUGUACCUGCUCAGUUUCUGCCCAAGACAAGUGUUAGAGAAUGGAGAACAUGUGAAGUGCAGCAUCACCAGAACUUCUAUUUUGUGCUUGGGGAUUUAUGGGAAUCUUUUAAGGAGUGGAGUGCAUACGGGGCAGGUGUUCCUCUUCUUUUGAAUGGGAGCGAGACUGUUGUGCAGUAUUAUGUUCCCUAUUUGUCUGGCAUUCAACUAUAUUUAGAUCCGUCACAACCCUCCCUAAGGCUGAGAAGACCUGGAGAGGAGAGUGAUACGGAGUCAUCCAGGGACACGUGUAGUGAUGGUAGCAGUGACUAUGGAGCAGAGAGAGUAGCAAACAAUGGUGUUUGGCAGCCCUGGAACCAGCUUAAUGUUACAGAUGCAAAUAUUAAGAGUUUGAAUAGACUCUCUCUGAGAAAUAAACCCUUCAGGGGUUCAUCUAGUGAUGAAUGUGAGAUUUCCAAUCCACCAGGUCGGUGUGUUUUUGAAUACAUGGAGCAUGCUUCACCAUUUACACGUCAACCUUUGGCUGACCAGAUUUUGGUUCUUGCAUCUCAGUUUCCAGAACUCAAGACAUUUAGGAGCUGUGAUCUAUCACCCUCAAGUUGGAUUUCUGUGGCUUGGUAUCCCAUAUAUAGGAUACCCAUGGGUCCUACACUGCAGAACCUGGAUGCCUGCUUUCUAACCUAUCAUUCUCUGUCAACAUCCAUUCAAAGUCAAAGCAGUGAGAGGGUGCAACUUCACGGCUCUACUGUUAGGGAGCUUCACCGUUCUGACAUGUCCCUCAAGCUACCUUUGCCUACAUUUGGGCUUGCUUCCUAUAAGUUCAAAGUUUCAUUUUGGAAUCCCAGUGGAGUCUAUGAAUGCCCAAAGGCCAGUUCAUUGCUAAGAGCUGCUGAUAACUGGCUUAGGCUUUUGAAAGUUAAUCAUCCUGACUAUAGGUUCUUUGUUUCCCACAACACAAGCCCAAGGUGAAAAGGUUUCCUUUAUAAAUGAGUUAUUAAAGAGAACUGGCACCUUCAGUCCUGUAAGAGCCCCAUUUUCAGCGCAUACUAAAUAUCCUUCAUUAUUUUGAUGUUGUAUGGAGUGGUAUUUCUUCAGGAUUGUCAGACUAGUGUCAUGUCCUGGCUAUGCCAGCACAUCUUGACGAAGUCCAAGAAUGAUCCACUUUUUGCUUGUUCGCAACCUUUUGCAUGCGCUUGAAGGAGUUUUCCGAUAAUUAUCUUGGUGCUUGGGCUUUAACGUGAGGAGUUGCAGAUUAGGAGCCUAAUGAUCAUAAAUGGUGUUUUGAUCUUAUGGACAGUUUUCCAGGCCUGAAAGCUUUUGUUUUUGCUACUGUUUAAUGACGUUGUCCUAUAAAAACUACUGACUUUUGUAUAUGGUUGUUUCUGAGGUAGAAUGUUCAAUACACGUUUUGUAGGAGCAGUUUCUGAAAUAUGAUCUAACAUAUGCUGUGUUCCUUCAACCAA
Populus euphratica (Euphrates poplar) is the source of this 1955-nucleotide messenger RNA. RefSeq lists its product as uncharacterized. The record is from RefSeq and is a predicted model, not a curated record. Bases 229 to 1461 code for a protein of 410 amino acids. The transcript has 5 exons. NCBI's taxonomy places the organism in Eukaryota, Viridiplantae, Streptophyta, Magnoliopsida, Malpighiales, Salicaceae.